Molecule: messenger RNA, 9532 nt
Organism: Scleropages formosus (Asian bonytongue)
Lineage: Eukaryota; Metazoa; Chordata; Actinopteri; Osteoglossiformes; Osteoglossidae
Gene: unc79
Product: unc-79 homolog, NALCN channel complex subunit
Exons: 49
Coding region: 807-8894 (2695 amino acids)
Molecular function (GO): protein binding
Source: RefSeq, a predicted model, not a curated record
CCCCCCCCUAAUGUUUGUUUUAGGCCUAUUGAAUUGUUGGUGCUGUUUUCCAAAUUUUUAUUUUUUUUUUUAAAUGAACCAACAUAGACCCCCAGGGGGACAGCAAACACAAACAUUCAUUCCCAUUGGCUCACGAACAUGAUGCUACUGGUCAUCUGUUUAAAGCAACCUCUUAUGUUUUCCCUCCAGUUUCCUCCCAACUGUAGAUUAGUUACAUGUAUUUUAGAAGUUAAAUCCAUAUGCCUGUUGGAUUUCAUUACUUUUCCUAAUGAUACUGAUACAGUAUCAUGAUGUAUGCAUACAGACAUUAUUUUUUGGUGCAAUAAACAUGUGUUGUGACCAGGGGCCUUACCUUACCGUACAUACAUGUUUAUUUUUUGCUGAGGCAUGUUUCUAAAGUGUCAUCCUUAUAUUUCCUAAUCUAAAUCAGUUUCAAUCUUAAAAAAAAAUCUUAUUCUAAAUGUAACUCUCCCCUGUGCCAACUCAGUCAAUCUCUUGUUUCAUCUUCUGACCUAUGUAUUGUUUUGAAACAAGAGCACAUGUUUUGUGAAAGAGGGAACCAGGGCAUAGGUCCUCCCUCCCAGGGGAGUAUGGGGUUGGCACUGAAAACAUGCAAUUUUUUAUAUUUUUCUUCCUUGUCACCAGAUACGCAUGAGAUGCAGUGAUCAUUGCAGUUCUGCGGCUUUUUUCCUCUUUUGCAUUCGUGUUUUUUGUCUCUUUGCUUUUGUUUUUCAAAUAAAAAAUUUAAAAAGUUAGAAAAACUUUUCUUUAUUAAAAAGUCAUUUUCACGCUGGAAUGCAGCUAUUAUGCAAAUCCAUGCUUGUCUGAAAAGCAAACAAAAAGCAAGCCAGUCAAGACACUGCAUCCUAUGUGGGGUUUAUCUGGGUUUUUUUCUAUUUACGCUGUCUGUAGUGCCAUUUCAAUGUAAUGUGCUGUUUCUUUGUGUCUUUGUUGUCUCUUUUUUUCCUCUCCUCUGGAGCAGCAUUCUGUCCCGCUCGGGCAGGAAGGACAACCAGGAAGCUUCCAAUUUGGCCGUCCCCAUGACCAUGUGUCUUUUUCCUGUGCCAUUCCCACUCACCCCAUCUCUAAGACCACAAGUCAGUUCCAUCAACCCUACAGUUACUCGCUCCCUCCUUUGCAGCGUUCUGCGGGACGCCCCGUCCGACCGCGCGGGGCAGCAGAGUCGAGACGCUCAGCUCUCAGAGUACCCCUCACUGGACUAUCAGGGGCUCUAUGUGACGCUGGUGACCUUGCUUGACCUGGUGCCCCUGCUGCAGCACGGUCAGCAUGAUUUGGGACAGUCCAUAUUUUACACAACGGCAUGUCUCCUGCCAUUUCUCAGUGAUGAUAUUCUCAGCACACUACCCUACACCAUGAUCUCCACGCUUGCCACCUUCCCGCCCUUUCUGCACAAGGACGUCAUCGAGUACCUGAGCACCUCCUUCCUGCCCAUGGCUAUACUGGGCUCUAGCAGAAAGGAGGGAGGAGUACCAGCCUAUGUGAACCUCUCUGCAUCAUCCAUGCUAAUGAUUGCCAUGCAGUACACCUCAAACCCUGUCUACCAUUGUCAGCUGCUGGAAUGUCUCAUGAAGCACAAACAGGAAGUAUGGAAGGACCUGCUCUAUGUGAUAUCCUAUGGACCAUCCCAAGUCAAGCCCCCAGCUGUUCAAAUGCUUUUCCACUACUGGCCCAAUCUGAAGCCCCCAGGUGCUAUUAGCGAAUACAGAGGACUGCAGUACACAGCCUGGAACCCCAUCCAUUGCCAGCAUAUUGAGUGUCACAAUGCCAUCAACAAGCCUGCUGUCAAGAUGUGCAUUGACCCUGCUCUCUCUGUCACUCUGGGAGACAAGCCCCCACCUCUCUACAUAUGUGAGGAGUGCAGCCAGAGGAUUGCAGGGGACCAUGCAGAAUGGCUCAUCGAUGUGCUUCUGCCUCAAGCGGAGAUAUCUGCUAUUUGUCAGAAGAAGAACUGUAGUUCCCACGUCAGGAGGGCAGUUGUCACCUGCUUCUCAGCUGGCUGCUGCGGGCGCCAUGGCAACCGACCGGUUCGCUACUGCAAGCGUUGCCAUGUCAACCACCACAGCGCUGAGGUGGGGGCUUCGGCGGAGACCCAUCUGUACCAGACCUCCCCUCCACCUAUCAACACCCGGGAGUGUGGGGCUGAGGAGCUUGUAUGCACCGUGGAGGCUGUUGUCAGCCUUUUGAAGGAGGCUGAGAUCCACGCCGAGCUUCGGGAGAAUGAAAUGAACCGGCGCCGGCAGAUGGGCUUGUCGGCGUCACACCACUCCCUGGACAACAUUGAAUUCGACAACAAGGAAGAUGACCAGCACGACCAGAGGCUUCUCAGCCAGUUUGGCAUCUGGUUCCUGGUGAGCCUGUGCACGCCCAACGAGAACACGCCCACAGAGAGCCUGGCGCGGCUCGUCAGUAUGGUCUUCCAGUGGUUCCACUCCACUGCUUACAUGAUGGAUGAUGAAGUGGGCAGCCUUGUGGAGAAGCUCAAGCCGCAGUUUGUCACCAAGUGGCUGAAGACCGUGUGUGACGUCCGCUUUGACGUAAUGGUGAUGUGCCUGCUACCCAAGCCGGUGGAGUUCGCCCGGGUGGGUGGUUACUGGGACAAGUCAUGCAGCACGGUGACACAGCUGAAGGAGGGCUUGAACCGCAUCCUGUGCCUCAUCCCCUACAACGUGAUCAGCCAGCCGCUGUGGGAGUGCUUCAUGCCGGAGUGGCUGGAGGCCAUCCGCACGGAGGUGCCCGACCACCAGCUGAAGGAAUUCCGAGAGGUGCUCAGUAAAAUGUUUGACGUUGAGCUGUGUCCCCUGCCUUUCUCCAUGGAGGAGAUGUUCGGCUUUAUCAGCUGCCGCUUCUCUGGGUACCCAGCCUCUGUCCAGGAGCAGGCUCUGCUCUGGCUGCAUGUGUUGUCAGAACUAGACAUUGUGGUGCCCCUGCAGUUGCUGAUCUCCAUGUUCUCUGAUGGAGUCAAUUCCGUGAAAGAACUGGCCAAUCAGAGGAAGGCACGGGCAACAGACCUGUCGGGCAACCUGGGGGCUCGGAGGGUGAGUGUAGUGUCAGACCCAGGCCGCCGUGGCCAGCACAACAGCCUGAGCCCAUUCCCCAGCCCCUUUCGGAGUCCAUUUCGGAGCCCGCUGCGCUGCAGCCCCUUCAAAAACCUGGGCCAUGCCACUGGCCACUGCGCCCUUGACCUGGACUGUGAGGAUGAUGACAUGAACCUGGGCUGCUUCAUCCUGAUGUUUGACCUCAUCCUUAAACAGAUGGAGCUUCAGGAUGAUGGUGUGACACUGGGCCUGGACAACAGCCUGGCCAAGGACAUCAUGGGCAUCAUCAACAACGUGUUCCAGGCCCCAUGGGGUGGCUCACACACCUGCCAGAAGGACGAGAAGGCACUGGAGUGCAGCCUGUGUCAGUCUAGCAUCCUGUGCUACCAGCUGGGCUGUGAGCUGCUAGAGAGACUGGCCCCCCGGGAAGAGAUUCAGCUGGUGGAGCCCACAGAUAGCCUCGAGGACAGUCUGAUCUUUCCCCGGCCGGAGUUCAGCGUGGGCACCGAUCGCGGCGCUGAGGAUGGAGACAGCCCCGCUAACAGAGCAGCGGAUAACCCUGGAAACCAGGGCCACUUACCAGAGAACCCCCCCAUGAAAAACAACACUGAUAAGAAGUUCUCCUACCAGCACCUUCCUGUGUCCCUCAAGCUUAUUUACACCAUACUACAGGAAAUGGGCAAGUUCGAGGAGCCCGAUAUCCUCUUCAACAUGCUGAACUGCUUGAAGAUCCUGUGUCUCCACGGGGAAUGCCUGUAUCUUGCACGGAAGGAUCACCCCCAGUUCCUUGCCUAUGUCCAGGAAAAGCUUCUCAUUCCCUGCCUGUGGCGGAUGCUGAAGUCUAAGUUCUGCCAGCUAGCCUCACUGGCUGUUCCCCAGCUCCUGCAUGCCCUCUCACUCCCACAUGGCGCGGAUAUCUUUUGGACCAUUGUGGACAGCAGCUUCAAUAGCAAGGACUGGAAAACACGCUUUGAAGCAGUGGAGAGGGUGGCGGUGCUGUGCCGCUUCAUAGACAUCCCCUCAGUGACCAAGAAUCACCGGCUGAAAUACUCGCUGGCCCAUGCGUUCUGCUGCUUCUUAGCCGCGGUGGAGGAUGUCAACCCGGCCGUGGCCACGCGAGCGCGACUUUUGCUGGACACCAUCAAGAGGCCCACACUGCAGGGCCUGUGCCUGAGCCUGGACUUCCAGUUUGACACGGUGGUAAGGGACCGGCCCGUGAUCCUCAGCAAACUGCUACUGCUGCACUUCCUCAGAGAAGACAUCCCAGCACUCAGCUGGGAGUUCUUCCUGAACCGCUUCGAGACGCUUUCCCUGGAGGCCCAGCUGCACCUGGACUGCAACAAAGAGUUCCCCUUCCCCACCACCAUCACAGCAGUGCGAACCAACGUGGCUAACCUUAGCGACGCCGCCAUGUGGAAGAUCCGCCGUGCACGCUUUGCUCGGAAUCAGCAGAAGAGUGUACGCUCCCUUCGGGACAGCGUCAAGGGUCCGUCUGAGUCCAAGCGGGCCUUCUCACUACCCGAGACACUGAGCAGCAGACUGCCUCUAAGGCUCACGAGGCAUGAGCAGUCUGCCCCCUCUCUGGGAGAUAUGAUAGAGAGAGUCCUGCCAGGCCAAAACCCACCCGAGGAUGAUGUCCUCAUCAAGGAUCCACUGCCAGAGGAUGUUGGGAUUGACCACCAGACAGUGCACCACUUGAUCAUGGUGCUCAUGAAGUUCAUGGCUAAGGACAAGAGCAGCGCUGAAGCUGACAUCGGCAGUGCCAAGGCUUUCAAUGCCGUCAAGCGUCAUCUGUACGUGCUGCUGGGCUAUGACCAGCAGGAGGGUUGCUUCAUGGUAGCCCCGCAGAAGAUGCGUAUCUCAACUUGCUUCAAUGCCUUCAUUGCUGGCAUUGCUCAGGUGAUGGAUUACAACAUUGGGUUGGGGAAGCAGCUUCUCCCCCUAGUGGUCCAGGUGCUGAAGUACUGCGCCUGCCCACAGCUGCGGCACUACUUCCAGCAGCCGCCUCGCUGCUCGCUCUGGGCGCUACAGCCGCACCUUCGCCAGAUGUGGCUGAAGGCUCUGCUGGUGGUCCUCUACAAGUACCCCUACAGGGAAAUGGACGUCAGCAAGGUGGUUCUGCACUUGAUCCACAUCACCAUCAACACGUUGAACGCGCAGUACCACAGCUGCCGGCCGCACGCCACAGCUGGUCCACUUUACAGCGACAACUCCAACAUCAGCCGCUAUAGUGAGAAGGAGAAAGAGGAGGACAGUGUUUUUGAUGAGUCUGAUGUACAUGACACUCCCACGGGGGCCGGCAACAAGGAGUCCCAGACCUUCUUCGCCAGGCUGAAGCGGAUCGGUGGCAACAAGUCGGUUAAAUACCAGCCGGUGGAGCUCAACGCCCAGAAAAGUGACAUGGAGCUCUUAGAGUACCGGGAGGGUGGAGCCCUGCAGGACAGCCUCCUGCGAUGUGUACGCCAAGAGAGUACCAAGAAGAAACGUCUGCAGGCCAUGCACAAGCAGAAGUCCCUGGACAUCGGCAAUGCCGACUCCAUGCUUUACAACCUGGAUGAGCAUCGGCGGAAGUCCUGCAUUGAUCGCUGUGACCUCCAGGGGCCCACCGCUCCUGGCAGCAGUGUCCCCUCGCAGCCUCUUGAGCCCCAGCCCAGGGGAUCCUCUGAUGGUUCCUUCGUCCGGGUGGAGGGCCUCGACUUGCAGGAGCGCCGGGGGUCUCGGGAGCCUCCCGCUGAUGGCCGAAGGCCCGUCAUUCCUGAGGUGCGGCUCAGCUGCAUGGAGACCUUUGAGGACAAGCCAGGCUCCCCGGGCGGGGCACCACUCUCCCCGAAAGAAGACCCCGACCUCAUAGACCUCUCUUCUGACUGUACAUCAAUUCCUGAGAAGCACUCCAUACUCUCCAUGUCUGACAGUGACUCAUUGGUCUUCGAGCCCUUGCCACCACUGUGUAUCGUGGAAAGCGAUGAGGAGUUUGAGGUACAGAAUCUCAAAGGUGCCCGGCCCAAUGGCCAGCCACCCAUGCCCACAACACCCAGGACCACCUUGCGGCCGGCACCAGUGGUACAGGUGAGUGUAGAGGACUGCUCCACGGAUGUUUUUACUCCAGACCCAAAGGAAAGAACCCUGUGUCCCCCAGCGAAGGGCCCCGUAACCCCUGCUGGCUCCCUAGACCUCCCAGAUUCUCAGGGGUUUGUAAUCCCAGAGCACCCAAAGGAUGCAUCCCAAGAGAGCCCCCUAACCCUGAAGCAGAAGCGGGAUCUGCUGAGAAAAACGCCAGCUGUACCAGAGAUGUCUUUGGAUGAGCCUGGUGCAAACCCUGAGGAUGGGACGGGUCCCAUCGCCAGUCCAUCUGGGAAGACUGUUUUCUUGAGCGUCCCAGAGGAUUCUGAGCCUCCCCCAGAUCCCACUGCCGGCAGCGAUGAAGACCCCGAUGAUGAUCUUGGCGAUGGGGCUGACAGCGACCCUAAGCCCGAGGACGACGGCGAGGAGGCGGAGUUUAAGAUCCAGAUAGUGCCACGGCAGCGUAAGCAGAGGAAGAUUGCAGUUAGUGCGAUCCAGAGGGAAUAUCUGGACAUCUCCUUUAACACACUGGACAAGUUGGGUGACCCCCCAGCAGAGACAGAUAACACGGCUCCGCCCGCAACGGAAAAGCCGCGGGAGUCAGCCUCAGCCCCCACUCUGGAGGCCACCGUCCCAGACACAAACAGCCGCCCGUCGAUACCAAGCCAGUACCGACAGGCCAAGCGUGGUUCCCUGGGUGCCCUGACCAUGAGCCAACUCAUGAAGAGGCAGCUAGAACAUCAGUCCAGUGCCCCACACAAUAUCAGCACCUGGGAGACUGGUGCCACCAAGACCAGCCUGCUCUCCGCCCCCAGUACCGUCAGCAUGUUUGUGCCUGCCCCUGAGGAGUUCACCGACGAGCAGCCCACCACCAUGAGUGACCGAUGUCGUGACUGCGGGGCAGUGCUGGAGGAGUAUGACGAGGAGACUCUCGGGCUGGCGGUGGUGGUUCUUUCCAUGUUCAUCCACCUGAGCCCGGACCUGGCUGCACCCCUGCUCCUCGACAUCAUGCAAUCUGUGGGCAGGCUGGCAUCCAGCACCAAUUUCUCUGGUCAAGCAGAGAGUAUGCUGAUUCCAGGCAACGCCCCUGGGGUGGCUAAGCAGUUCCUGCGCUGUGUGUUCCAUCAGCUGGCACCUAACGGCAUCCUCCCCCAGCUCUUCCAGAGCAACAUCAAAGACGGAAGUUUUCUUAGAACUCUGGCUUCAUCUCUGAUCGAUUUCAACGAACUGAGCUCCGUUGCAGCUUUAAACCAGCUGCUUGAGGGUUUGAACAACAAGAAGAGCCUUCCAACAGGGGGCGCUAUGUUGCACUGCCUCGACAAUAUAGCCUCAUUCAUGGAGGCGCUGCCUAUGGACUCUCCCAGCAACCUGUGGGCCACCAUUUGCAACCAGUUCCAGACAUUCUUGACCAAGCUGCCGUCCGUUUUACCGCUGAAGUGUCCCCUGGAUUCGAGCUUAAGAAUCAUUAUUUGUUUGUUAAAGAUUCCCACCAUCAGCGCCACAAGGAGCCUGUUGGAACCCUUCUCCAAACUGCUGAGCUUUGUGAUCCAGUACGGCAUCUUCAGUCUCUCUUACUUGAUGGAGCUCUGCAGCCUUUGCUAUCGAGCGUUCAACAAGGAGAGGGACAAGUUCUACAUGUCACGCGUCGUAGUCCUGGAACUCCUGCAGGCACUCAAGUUUAAGUCCGCCCUCCCCGACACCAACCUGUUGUUGCUGGUCCAGUUUGUUUGUGCAGAUGCUGGGACGAGACUGGCAGAGUCAACCAUCCUCCAAAAACACAUGAUUUCAUCGCUUCCUGGGGGCACAACGGCAGCCAUGGAAUGUAUGAGGCAAUACACAAGCGAGCUCCUGGACUUCAUUGCGGACAUGCACACGCUGACCAAGCUCAAGAGCCACAUGAAGGCCUGCUGUCAGCCACUCCAUGAGGAUACCUUUGGUGGGAACCUCAAGGUGGGACUGGCUCAGGUUGCUGCCAUGGAGAUCAGCAAGGGAAAUCACCGUGACAACAAAGCAGUGACCCGCUAUCUGCCAUGGCUCUACCAUCCUCCGUCCGCCAUGCAGCAGGGACCGAAGGAGUUCAUCGAGUGUGUAUCCCAUAUCCGCCAGCUCUCCUGGCUGCUACUGGGGUCCCUUACGCACGGUGCUUUGCACCAGGGUUCCACUUCCUGCAUGCCCAUCCCACUAGAUGCUGGCUCCCAGAUCGCCGAUCACCUCAUCGUCAUCCUGAUUGGCUUCCCAGAGCAGUCCAAGACGUCUGUCCUCCAUAUGUGCUCUCUGUUCCACGCCUUCAUGUUCGCCCAACUGUGGACCAUCUACUGCGAACAGGCUGCUGCUGCCGCACCUGCUCUACAGAACCAGAAUCAGAACGAGUUCUCGUCUGUUGCCAUCCUCACUGGCAUGGAGUUCUGGAGCCGUGUCACACCAAGCAUUCUGCAGCUCAUGGCCCACAACAAAGUGAUGGUGGAGAUGGUGUGCUUGCAUGUGAUCAGCCUCAUGGAGGCCCUACAGGAAUGCAACUCCACCAUCUUUGUGAAGCUCUUUCCAAUGUGGCUGCCCCUGAUUCAGUCCAACUUGAAGCAUUUGUCUGCAGGAUUGCAGCUGCGGCUGCAGGCCAUCCAGAAUCGCGUGAACCAUCAGGGCCUGCAGGGCCUGUCGGGGUGUGGUCAACCAGGGGCUCCGCCCUCUGCCCUGCGCAAGUGGCUGCAGUGCACCCAGUUCAAGAUGGCACAGGUGGAGAUUCAGUCCUCUGAAGCGGCUUCACAGUUCUACCCCAUGUGACAAGUGGAUCUGGGCCAUGUCCUCCCAGGUUCUGUAAACCUGGGGACAAGGUGAUCCCAACCGAAAGUCUUUCCACCAAGCUUCUCGUCACUCGCCUUUGCACCUGCACUUUCCACAUAUCGUGAAUAGCUCUCUGGAUUGAACUGAACAUCUAGCUGUGUUUCAGAGGCUCCGGCGAUGCCACACGUUGCCUCACUGUCUAAGCAAUAGAAUGGUGACCCACCAGCGACUACAAGGAAGUGGGGCCAGAUACCAGAGGAUCAGAGUGUGCGUGGCCUUGUGGCUCCAGCAGGUUAAGCUCUCAGUAUGACUUUCUCAUUUGGGAUUGGUAAGGGUGCAGCUGGAGGUGUUAUCUUUGGGGGUAACAGGUGUGUUUCAAAGCAUAGCCGAGAAGACGGCCCACCUGCUUGUGGGAUGAAAUGUCUCGUGCUGCCUUUCAUCACAACACCCAUGGUAAACACCCUCCCCCCUCUUGCUAGAGCCCUGGCAUGUGGGAACCAGUGACAGCAAAGCAGCAGAAGAGAGAGACACUGUCCCAGACUGCUCUGUGUCCACACGUUCGGAAGCCACUGUGUCAACUCCCAGUUUUCCUUGCUGUUUGUCAUCGAAUAAUGGAAAUAAUAACAGAAUCAAUUAAA